This is a messenger RNA of Solanum lycopersicum (tomato), 1493 nucleotides long. Its product is annotated as CASP-like protein 4A3. The record is from RefSeq and is a predicted model, not a curated record. NCBI's taxonomy places the organism in Eukaryota, Viridiplantae, Streptophyta, Magnoliopsida, Solanales, Solanaceae.
ACAAAUUCAGACGUGGAAGACGAAAGUGGAAACCGCCAAAACUAUCAUUAUCGCAGAGACCUCAUCUUUCAACUUCCAUUCAUUAUUCUAUUUUCCGUUUCACUCCAUUUUCAUACACCCAAUCCCAUUUUUGUAGCAGCAGUGUUCUGUUUCUUCUUCAUGGAAUUGAAUCAUACCAAGCAGACUCUGCAAACGGCUAUGGAGAAUGAACAGCAGCAUCUCUCCCUCUCUGAAUCAGAUUCUACUGAUUCUGAACCUGAGAAAGCUAUUACUUUCUCCUCCCCAGCUCGUUUUCAUAGCGGCUCCGAUUCUGAUCAUUCCACUAAGUUCCAAACAGAUAAAGCUACUAAUCCCUCUACCGUCAAUGGCGAUUCUACUAAGGCGCAAUCUCAGCCGAGGUCAUCAAUUUCCUCCGAUUCAGAUGAUUUUAGUAAGUGUGGAGAACAUAAAGUUAGUAAGAUUGAUUCUACUACUGCUACUGUUAAUAGAGAUUCUACAGCUACUAAAGUAUCUUCACCGCCGGUGGAAUCUCCGCCGAGGUCGUCAAUUUCCUCUGAUCAAAUUUCUCUUCCUCAUGAGUCCUUAAAUAUGGAGGAUACUAAGCCUUCUGCAGCUCCGACGGGGAGUCCGCCGGAAAAACCUCCAAUACCGGAAGCGGUGGUGAAGAAGUUUAUCAAGGAGGAGCCACUGGCUUUGGUGAAAGCGGAUCUGUUUGUCGGAGAUGGUACAGCUAGUAUUAAGGAAGGUGAAGACAGCGGCAACCGUCGGCAGAGAGGAAAGCCACAGUUGUCGAUUUUAAGAAAAGUGAGGAGGGAUGCAAUGGUAAAGAAAGCGGGUUUAGGUUUUAGGAUUUUUGGGUUUUUGUCUUGUUUGGUUUCAUUUUCUGUUAUGGCAGCUGAUAGGAAUAAGGGUUGGGCUCUGGAUUCUUUUGAACGUUACAAGGAGUUCAGGUACUGUAUGUCAGUGAAUGUCAUUGGAUUUGUGUAUUCAGCAGCUCAGGCAUUCGAUUUAGCCUACCAAUCUGCCACCGGCAAGAACAUCGUGCAACAUCAUUUGCGCUACAUGUUUGAUUUUGCCCUAGAUCAGGUGGUAACAUAUCUUCUGAUAUCAGCAUCAUCUUCUGCUGCCACUCGCAUUGAUGAUUGGCAGUCCAAUUGGGGCAAGGACAAAUUUCCUGAUAUGGCAAGCGCCUCUGUAGCAUUGUCCUUCCUUUCAUUUGCGGCUUUGGCCUUCAGCUCACUCAUAUCUGGCUAUGUACUAUGCAAUUCCAGAUCAACGUAGUAACGGUCCAUGUUUGAGUCUAUUUGUUUCUCAUCCUUUAAAGUUUGACAUAAUUGUAUGAUGUGAAAAAUCAGUUGCAGGUUGUUCAGGUGAAACUAAGGUUUCUUGAGUUAAUUAUGUUGUAAUGCUCCUUGAACAAAGCUUUAGGAUGAUAUUAUAUAUGUGUCUUGUUAGUGAGAUAUCUAAUUAUGAGAAUUACCAGAUUCGAUGAA